UUCUCGUGCCCGAUCACCAUGGAAGUGAUGAGCGACCCUGUGACCUCCUGCGAUGGUCACACCUACGAGCGGUCCAGCAUUGAGACCUGGUUCAGACAGAAUGCCUCCAGCCCCCUCACUGGUGCUGUCCUCGGCUCCAAAUCCCUCCUUCCCAACAUUGCUCUGAAAAAUGCGAUCCAAGAGUGGCACACGCAGAAUGCA
Molecule: messenger RNA, 201 nt
Organism: Guillardia theta CCMP2712
Lineage: Eukaryota; Cryptophyceae; Pyrenomonadales; Geminigeraceae
Exons: 1
Biological process (GO): protein ubiquitination
Molecular function (GO): ubiquitin-protein transferase activity
Source: RefSeq, a predicted model, not a curated record